Penicillium paradoxum is the source of this 1002-nucleotide messenger RNA. RefSeq lists its product as uncharacterized. The transcript is spliced from 2 exons. Bases 1 to 1002 code for a protein of 333 amino acids. NCBI's taxonomy places the organism in Eukaryota, Fungi, Ascomycota, Eurotiomycetes, Eurotiales, Aspergillaceae. The record is from RefSeq and is a predicted model, not a curated record.
AUGCCGAAGCGGCUAUUUCUACACACGUUUCCCCCUAAUCGGCUGAAGAAUCCUGUCUCUGCGGGGCGGUGCUUUGGUUCAGGUUCGCGACGGCGACUGGCGCAACCCCGGCAUGGCCUUCUCAACGAGCCUUGGCUACCUCUGGCUUCAGUAUCUACCUUGCCAACUACCCACUUUUCACCAACUGGGAUACGGAGGGAGCUGGCUGGGGAAGGCCCUCGGAGAAACGACCACAAAUUGCCAGACGAACGAACAUUGAAGCUUGGAAAGACUCUACGGAUUUUGUCACCUCUCUUGCCAACCCUUCUGUAUAACACCUUACCCACCAACAUCCUCUCCCCGAGUGUCAAUCUCCACCUAUUCCCAUCCACACAUCCACACCUUCCCACAGUCAAGGGGCGCACACUCUACCGUGCAGCGCUAUGGACCGUUCCGGUGGCAUGGAGCAGUGUGCCACUCGUCGGUAACGUCAAACUGCAAAUCCUGAGCGAGCGUAUCGUACGCGCCGGCACGCUACUCGACCCGACUCACCACGGCGAUCACCACGACUGCGGCGAUGAACGCCUGAUAGUACGGUGGAACACCGAGGCACGAACAGACAGCCGUCCUUUCCAUAGAUCGACCUUGUCGAAUACCAAUUCCGCAACUUUGCCACAAAACACCCCUUCGUCCAACAACCAUCUCUCGGGUUCUACGGAAAGCACCAACAAAGGCUUGAGUGUCCUUCUCGGUGGUGACGAGCCUAUUUUCAAGCUAUCAAAGGAAGAGCAAUUUACCGGUCUCUUUAUAUUCUCUUUCGACGAGGAAGGUCGCAUUCUGACUCAUACUAUUGAACAUGCCGAUGAAGCUGACGGCUGGGACCGAACUGCUAAAUUUGUGACUUUGACUGACUGGCUCAUUGGCAAAGCGCGUGGCUCGUUGGAACCAACUUCCAAUCCUGGACUUGCCAUAGAAAAUUGCCAAAACCAUGGGUUUGCUCCUGGCAAUGACCGGGGCUCCUGA